AAAUACCCCUAUAGGAAGACGAAGAAGAAGAAGUUGUUUCUUGAUGAACGCGAUCCGCUGGACUGUCAGGAGAGCCGCUAGUCACGUGUUUAUAAAUAAAGACUAUCUGAUGAAGAAGAUGCGGAUCGGGACUCAUAACGGCACCUUUCACUGUGAUGAAGUUCUGGCGUGUUUCUUUCUGCGACAGCUGCCAGAGUACAAGGAUGCUGAGAUCGUCCGCAGCAGAGACUCUUCUGUCCUGGCCGAGUGUGAUGUUGUGGUGGAUGUUGGUGGAGAGUUUGAUCCCAGUCAUCAGCGAUACGAUCAUCAUCAAAGAUCUUUUGUGGAAAGUUUCCAUAGCUUGUGUCCAGAGAAGCCAUGGGUGACGAAGUUGAGCUCGGCAGGUUUGAUUUACCUUCAUUUCGGCAGACGAGUUCUUGCCCAGCUGACCCAGCUGAAGCAGGACGACACGCGGCUGGAGGUCCUUUAUGACAAGAUGUAUGAGAACUUUGUGGAGGAAGUGGAUGCAGUGGAUAAUGGGAUCUGUCAGUGUGACGGAGAGGCGCGUUACUCCAUCACCACCACCCUCAGCGCUCGCGUCGGCCAUCUCAACCCGCACUGGAACAGCAAAGACCAGAACACCGAGGAGGGUUUCCAUAAAGCCCUGGCUCUUGUAGGAGUUGAGUUCCAGGACCGUUUGGAUUACUACAUGAACGCCUGGCUCCCGGCGAGAGAGAUCGUGCAACAAGCUGUUCAGACGAGAUAUCAGGUGGAUCCGAGCGGGGAGAUCGUGUUGCUGGCUCAGGGCGGUUGUCCUUGGAAAGAGCAUCUGUUUGCCCUGGAGAAGGAGAUGAAGGUGGACGUGCCCAUUAAAUUUGUGCUGUACACGGAUCAAAAUGGCCACUGGAGAGUCCAGUGUGUCCCGGCGGGACUGAACACCUUUCAGAACAGGUUGAGUAUUUUGGAGGAAUGGCGAGGCGUCCGGGACGAAGCGCUGUCCGAGCUGAGUGGAAUUCCUGGCUGCAUCUUCGUUCAUGCCAGUGGUUUCAUUGGGGGGAACAAGACGCAGGAGGGCGCUCUGGAAAUAGCCAAAAGAACGCUUCAAACGGCACCCAAACCUUUACCCAGCAACUGACACGUACCUGUAAUUCACCUGCUCUCAUGAAAACUAAUAAAUAAUUUUCUUGUUUGUA
Molecule: messenger RNA, 1172 nt
Organism: Ctenopharyngodon idella (grass carp)
Lineage: Eukaryota; Metazoa; Chordata; Actinopteri; Cypriniformes; Xenocyprididae
Gene: myg1
Product: myg1 exonuclease
Exons: 7
Coding region: 44-1114 (356 amino acids)
Cellular component (GO): nucleus; cytoplasm
Source: RefSeq, a predicted model, not a curated record